UCAGUCUUUCUGGGAAAGUGAAACGAAAACUGUUCCCAGAUGAAGAGAACGCACCUGUUCAUCGUGGGGGUCUACCUGCUGUCCUCCUGCAGGGCAGAAGAGGGACUCAACUUCCCCACGUAUGACGGCAAGGACCGCGUGGUAAGCCUCACUGAGAAGAACUUCAAGCAGGUUUUGAAGAAAUACGACUUGCUCUGCCUCUACUACCACGAGCCCGUGUCUUCAGACAAAGUCGCGCAGAAACAGUUCCAACUGAAAGAAAUUGUGCUGGAGCUUGUGGCCCAGGUCCUGGAACAUAAAGAUAUAGGCUUUGUGAUGGUGGAUGCCAAGAAAGAAGCCAAGCUUGCCAAGAAACUGGGUUUUGACGAAGAAGGAAGUCUGUAUGUUCUUAAGGGCGAUCGCACAAUUGAGUUUGAUGGCGAAUUUGCAGCUGACGUCCUGGUGGAGUUUCUCCUGGACCUAAUUGAGGAUCCCGUGGAGAUCAUCAACAGCAAACUGGAAGUCCAAGCCUUUGAACGCAUUGAGGACCACAUCAAGCUCAUUGGCUUUUUCAAGAGUGAAGACUCGGAGUAUUACAAGGCUUUUGAAGAGGCAGCUGAACACUUCCAACCUUACAUCAAAUUUUUUGCUACGUUCGACAAAGGGGUUGCAAAGAAAUUAUCCUUGAAGAUGAAUGAGGUUGACUUCUACGAGCCAUUUAUGGAAGAGCCCAUUGCCAUCCCAGACAAACCUUACACAGAAGAGGAGCUCGUGGAGUUUGUCAAGGAGCACCAAAGACCCACCUUACGUCGCCUGCGCCCAGAAGAUAUGUUUGAAACAUGGGAAGAUGAUUUGAAUGGGAUCCACAUUGUGGCCUUUGCAGAGAGGAGUGACCCAGAUGGUUACGAGUUCCUGGAAAUCCUGAAACAGGUUGCCAGGGACAACACGGACAACCCUGACCUGAGCAUCGUGUGGAUUGACCCGGAUGACUUUCCUCUGCUUGUUGCCUAUUGGGAAAAGACUUUCAAGAUUGAUCUAUUCAAGCCACAGAUUGGGGUGGUGAAUGUGACAGAUGCCGACAGCGUCUGGAUGGAGAUCCCAGAUGAUGACGACCUGCCCACAGCUGAGGAGCUGGAAGACUGGAUCGAGGAUGUGCUUUCUGGGAAGAUAAACACUGAAGACGAUGACAAUGAAGAUGAGGAUGACAGGGAUGAUGACGAGGAUGACGAUGACGAUGACGACAAUUCUGAUGAGGAUAAUGAUGACAGCGAUGAUGAUGAUGAGUAG
Messenger RNA from Puma concolor (puma), 1266 nucleotides. It is a transcript of the gene CASQ2, whose product is annotated as calsequestrin 2. Gene Ontology annotation, biological process: regulation of cardiac muscle contraction by regulation of the release of sequestered calcium ion. NCBI's taxonomy places the organism in Eukaryota, Metazoa, Chordata, Mammalia, Carnivora, Felidae. Gene Ontology annotation, cellular component: sarcoplasmic reticulum lumen; Z disc. The record is from RefSeq and is a predicted model, not a curated record. Gene Ontology annotation, molecular function: calcium ion binding.